Messenger RNA from Rattus rattus (black rat), 9157 nucleotides. RefSeq names its product nuclear receptor coactivator 1 (gene Ncoa1). The transcript has 20 exons. Gene Ontology annotation, cellular component: nucleus. Lineage: Eukaryota; Metazoa; Chordata; Mammalia; Rodentia; Muridae. The record is from RefSeq and is a predicted model, not a curated record. Gene Ontology annotation, molecular function: protein dimerization activity; nuclear receptor binding. Bases 2695 to 7026 code for a protein of 1443 amino acids. Gene Ontology annotation, biological process: positive regulation of transcription by RNA polymerase II; cellular response to hormone stimulus.
ACCAUUACCUGUAAAGCAUUACUGUUUUUUUAAAUGGUAGGAUGAGUUUGGUCUGGGGAGCUUCAGGGUUAUUGUAAAAUGAGAGCUAGUAUUCCUCAGUGGAAGUGUUGGCAGAUAAGCAGUGUGUUUAAACAGUUGAAGAGAUAAAGGUGAGACUAUCAGUUGGACAAACAGUCUAACUUAUAUAACACGCGGUAGAGUUCACAGUAGCAGGGUAAUUCUUAGAUCUCAGGUAGGUGAUAACUGCUCUUGCCACAGUGAAGGAUGUUUAUGUGAGAUUAUGGGUGUUAAUUUGCUUCACAGUAAUAACCAGUUUACUACAUGUGUGUGUCUGAUAACAUCAUGACUUAAAUGUGCAGAGUAAAUAUUUAAAUACAGUAAAACUUAGUGUAAAAAUAAGUAAAGGCCCUGAUGAGACCGGUUUCCCUUGAAGGUAUAAGGAGACCAGGAAGUGCAGAGGAAGAUGCUCAGAGUCAUUAGCAUUAUGGAAACAUGAAUGAAAGCCGGAAUGAAGUACCGUUUCCCCAGAAGAGUGCUGUUGACAGCGUGUAGAAUUGAGUCCUCAUGCUUCGUCACCUUAGAUUUGCAUUUCCCCAGAGUCAAGAGUUAAUUGCUAUAUGACAUAGUAGUUCUACUCCCAGUUUUACACUCAAGAUAAUUAAAACUUACAUCCACAAAUGCUUCUGCAUAAGCAUUCAUAACCAUGUUACUGAUAAUCUCCAGAAGUAGAAAUGAUUUAAAUGUCCACCAGUUGAUGAAUGGAUAAACCAAGUAGAGUAUCUGCAAACAGCGGGCCCUCAUUCCACCUUGAAAGGACAGUGACUGUGCUAGUCACAAGAGCAUGAGCUGUCUGAGGACUCUAGCUUGAGAAACUUUCUUACAGAAGCUCACCUUCUAUAAAGUACAGGAGCUUUGCCGUGGUUCUUUUUGUGUGGAGGAUCAGUUUGGGGAUCUUUGGCUCUUGGAGUGUCGCCUUCAUCUUGUGUAUUUUUUUUUUUCUGUGCCACUUGUCUGCUGGGCAAAGGACACUCUUAGAGUUGUUUGUUAGCUAACUGAUGCUGAUUCUUUGAAGUUUGCAGUUCUAAGCUCAAUCUGAGAGACAAAUAGCUAAUUUUGUAUGUAGAGAAAUUAACUAAAUUUAAGGGUACCAUCCUGUCCCAUGUGCCUUCACCUAUUGAGGUUGAUCUGGCACAUUUUACCAGAGAUAGAUGGAGUUUUGGGUCACUGAAAUUACUCUUUAGAAAUUGCAUGAAAUUGAGUAUAAUUUAGCAGCUCUUUAAGUCAACAGACUACUUUUACCAAGACAUGUUCAGUCUUGUUAAAAAGUGAUAUGCAAAUUGGCUUUGUUAAUUGCCCCGACUUAAAUCCCCUAACAACCAAAUGUAAAGUCAUUUUACAUACUCAUGACAGCUCUGAUAGCUUGUCCCUAUUGGAGGCUUUGUAUUACUGUGUGUGUUGUGUUUUGUAAGUAUAAGACACUUAAUACAGGGAUCGAGCCAUCAACAGAUUAGUGGGGGCUCUCCUACAAUUCUCUGAACAUUGCCUCUUAUUUUUGUAAGGUGCCCGUUUAGUGGCUGCUGCUUUGUCUGCUGCCUUUGCUCCAGAAUUUCAGAAAAGCUCAGCAGCUGUUCAACUUGGGCAUCUUGUCAUAGUCCCAUCUUAAUAAAUACAUCUUUACUUCUGUGGUACUGAGUUAACCUUAAUUCUCCUUCUUUGAAUCUCAAUGUUAAAAAAGACGUUGUUUUAUUAAUAACACUUAUCUCGCUGAUAUUCCCCCAUCUAAAUACUAGCCAGGCCAACCUCGCUUCCCUUCCAUAUUAACUGAUACUCUUCUUUUGAGACUGAUUCAGUCACAGAGCUCAUGCUAACAAGAGCAUUGUUAGGACUUUUCUCAGCUUGGGUGAGGCCUCACCUGGUUUUGCCUCCUGUUCUCCCUCUGACUUCAUAUCCUAGUAUUCUAUCCCCAGUCCCAGCUGGUUCGUUACUGCUUCUCAAAAGAAAACAACAACAAAACACUUCCGUUCUGCCUUCAUCUUUUUUGUUUGUCACUGCCGGUUCCCUCCCUCUGCUCCAGCUCACUCUUCUCACCUGGCAUGCCAGCUUGUCCACACGGCUGUGCAGCUAAACACACUUUUGCCUCAUUUUUCUCCAGAGUACUUACCAGUUUCUUAAAUGUGCCAUAUACAUUACUUUUAAAAGGAUAACAUUUACAUCCCUCCAAAUAAGAGGAAACUACGAGAACAGAGACUUUAUAAAUUGUAUUCACAGUUGGAUGUGCAGGGCCUACACGGGAAGUUAUUGCACUCAUAGAGCGCAGUGAACAUUAGAGCUCACAAAAUUGGACUGCUCCCCACACUGAGGUCAGUUUAAACAUGUUUCCUUAAUUGUGCCUGAAGUUACCUUUGAUAGUAGCAUAGCAUGUAGCCAAGAAUUUUAUUUUGAUUUUUAUUGAGGUUAAAGCUAAAGCUAAUAUCUGUAAUACACUUUUGCAUACUCAGAUUGCAUAUUUUGUAUAAUGUGUUUCUAUAUAGGUUAUAUGUGUAUUGUAUAGUACAUAAAACAUCCCAGCAUUUAGACAGAGGCAGAGACCAGUCAAUCUCUAGGAGUGCAAGGCCACUCUAGAAUACAUAGUGAAAUGGUAUCUAAAACAACAGCUACAACAACAGGAAAAUACAAGGUGUGAAGUUCAUCAACAUGAGUGGCCUUGGGGACAGUUCAUCCGACCCUGCGAACCCAGACUCACAUAAGAGAAAAGGAUCGCCAUGUGACACACUGGCAUCAAGUACUGAGAAGAGGCGCAGGGAGCAAGAAAAUAAGUAUUUAGAAGAACUAGCUGAGCUACUGUCCGCCAACAUCAGUGACAUUGACAGCUUGAGUGUAAAACCAGACAAAUGCAAGAUCCUGAAGAAGACAGUAGACCAGAUACAGCUAAUGAAGAGAAUGGAGCAAGAGAAAUCCACAACUGAUGAUGACGUGCAAAAGUCCGACAUCUCAUCGAGCAGUCAAGGAGUGAUAGAGAAGGAGUCGCUGGGCCCCCUUCUUCUGGAGGCCUUGGAUGGAUUUUUCUUUGUUGUGAACUGUGAAGGAAGAAUUGUAUUUGUGUCAGAAAAUGUGACCAGCUACCUGGGUUACAAUCAGGAAGAAUUAAUGAAUACCAGCGUCUACAGCAUACUGCAUGUGGGAGAUCAUGCAGAAUUUGUCAAGAAUCUGCUACCAAAAUCACUAGUAAAUGGAGUUCCUUGGCCUCAAGAGGCAACACGCCGAAACAGCCAUACAUUUAACUGCAGGAUGCUGAUUCACCCUCCCGAUGAGCCAGGCACUGAGAACCAAGAAGCUUGCCAGCGCUAUGAAGUAAUGCAGUGUUUCACGGUAUCACAGCCAAAAUCAAUCCAAGAAGAUGGCGAAGACUUCCAGUCGUGUUUGAUUUGUAUUGCUCGACGAUUACCUCGGCCUCCAGCCAUUACAGGUGUAGAAUCCUUUAUGACCAAGCAAGAUACUACAGGCAAAAUCAUCUCUAUUGACACUAGCUCCCUGAGAGCUGCUGGCAGGACUGGCUGGGAAGAUUUAGUAAGGAAAUGUAUCUAUGCUUUUUUCCAACCUCAGGGCAGAGAGCCAUCUUAUGCCCGACAGCUGUUUCAAGAAGUGAUGACUCGUGGCACUGCCUCCAGCCCAUCCUAUAGAUUCAUAUUGAAUGAUGGGACAAUGCUUAGCGCCCACACCAAGUGUAAACUUUGCUACCCUCAAAGUCCUGACAUGCAGCCUUUCAUCAUGGGAAUUCAUAUCAUCGACAGGGAGCACAGUGGGCUUUCUCCUCAAGAUGACACUAAUUCUGGAAUGUCAAUUCCCCGAAUAAACCCCUCAGUCAAUCCUGGUAUCUCUCCAGCCCAUGGUGUGACCCGUUCAUCCACGUUGCCACCAUCCAACAACAACAUGGUCUCUGCCAGAGCAAACCGCCAGCAGAGCACAGACCUUAACAGCGGCAGCAGUCACAGUAACUCUAGCAGCAGCCAAGGGAGCUUUGGAUGCUCACCUGGCAAUCAGAUUGUAGCCAGCGUUGCCUUAAGCCAGGGACAGGCAGGUUCCCAGAGCAGUAAUCCGUCUUUAAACCUCAAUAAUUCUCCUAUGGAAGGUACAGGAAUUUCCCUCGCACAGUUCAUGUCUCCGAGGAGACAAGCUAAUUCUGGCUUGGCAACAAGGGCCAGGAUGUCAAACAAUUCAUUUCCUCCAAAUAUUCCAACAUUAAGCUCCCCGGUUGGCAUCACUAGCGGUGCCUGUAGUAAUAAUAACCGAUCCUAUUCCAAUAUCCCAGUAACAUCUUUACAAGGUAUGAAUGAAGGACCCAAUAACUCUGUUGGCUUCUCUGCCGGCUCUCCAGUCCUUCGGCAGAUGAGCUCACAGAAUUCACCUAGCAGAUUAAGUAUGCAACCAGCAAAAGCCGAGUCCAAAGACAGCAAAGAGAUUGCAUCCAUUUUAAAUGAAAUGAUUCAGUCAGACAACAGUGCUAAUGAAGGCAAGCCUCUGGACUCAGGACUUCUGCAUAACAAUGACAGACUCUCAGAUGGAGACAGUAAAUACUCUCAAACUAGUCACAAACUAGUACAGCUAUUGACGACGACCGCAGAGCAGCAGUUACGGCAUGCCGACAUAGACACGAGCUGCAAAGACGUCCUGUCCUGCACUGGCACUUCCAGCUCCGCCUCCUCUAACCCCUCAGGAGGUACUUGUCCCUCUUCCCACAGCUCUCUGACUGAGCGGCAUAAAAUUCUGCAUCGGCUUUUACAGGAGGGCAGCCCCUCAGACAUCACCACCUUGUCUGUGGAACCCGAAAAGAAGGACAGUGCGUCAGCUUCUACUGCUCUGUCAGUGUCUGGACAGGCCCAGGGGAGUGCCAGCAUAAAACUAGAACUGGACGCUUCAAAGAAAAAAGAGUCGAAAGACCAUCAGCUCCUACGCUACCUUUUAGACAAAGAUGAGAAAGAUUUAAGAUCCACUCCAAACCUGAGCCUGGAUGACGUAAAGGUCAAAGUGGAGAAGAAAGAGCAGAUGGAUCCUUGUAACACAAACCCAACCCCAGUGACCAAACCUGCUCCCGAGGAGGUUAAACUCGAGUCCCAGAGCCAGUUUACAGCUGACCUUGACCAGUUUGAUCAGUUAUUGCCCACACUGGAGAAGGCAGCGCAGUUGCCGGGCUUGUGUGAGACAGACAGGAUGGAUGGUGCGGUCCCCGGUGUGAACAUCAAGUCGGAGAUCCUGCCCGCUUCACUUCAGCCCACCCCUGCCAGAUCUGCUCCCAGGCUGAACAGAUUGCCUGAACUAGAAUUAGAAGCAAUCGAUAACCAGUUUGGACAACCAGGAGCAGGGGAUCAGAUUCCAUGGGCAAAUAAUACUGUGACGGCGAUAAAUCAGAGUAAACCAGAAGACCAAUGUAUUAGCUCACAGUUGGAUGAGCUCCUCUGUCCACCAACAACAGUAGAAGGAAGAAACGAUGAGAAGGCCCUUCUGGAACAACUGGUGUCUUUCCUCAGUGGCAAAGAUGAGACGGAGCUGGCCGAGCUAGACAGAGCGCUGGGGAUUGACAAGCUUGUACAGGGAGGUGGAUUAGAUGUAUUAUCUGAGAGAUUUCCACCACAGCAAGCAACACCACCUUUGAUGAUGGAAGACAGGCCCACCCUCUAUCCCCAGCCAUACUCGUCUCCUUCUCCCACCGCCGGUCUCUCUGGCCCUUUCCAAGGCAUGGUCCGACAGAAGCCUUCACUGGGUACUAUGCCGGUUCAAGUAACACCUCCUCGAGGAACCUUUUCACCCAACAUGGGCAUGCAACCCCGGCAGACUCUAAAUAGACCUCCAGCUGCACCCAACCAGCUUCGGCUGCAGCUGCAGCAGCGGCUACAGGGGCAGCAGCAGUUGAUGCACCAAAACCGGCAAGCUAUCUUGAACCAGUUUGCAGCAAAUGCUCCUGUUGGCAUGAACAUGAGGUCAGGCAUGCAGCAGCAGAUAACACCUCAGCCACCCCUGAAUGCUCAGAUGUUGGCACAGCGCCAACGGGAGCUGUACAGUCAGCAGCAUCGACAGAGGCAAAUUAUCCAGCAGCAAAGAGCCAUGCUCAUGAGGCACCAAAGCUUUGGGAACAACAUCCCUCCUUCAUCCGGACUCCCAGUUCAAAUGGGGAACCCCCGUCUUCCUCAGGGUGCUCCACAGCAGUUCCCCUACCCACCAAACUAUGGUACAAAUCCAGGAACCCCACCUGCUUCUACCAGUCCUUUCUCUCAACUGGCAGCAAAUCCUGAGGCAUCCUUGGCCACCCGCAGCAGCAUGGUGAACAGAGGCAUGGCAGGGAACAUGGGAGGACAGUUUGGUACUGGCAUCAGUCCGCAGAUGCAGCAGAAUGUCUUCCAGUACCCAGGGUCAGGACUGGUUCCCCAAGGUGAGGCCAACUUUGCCCCAUCUCUAAGCCCUGGGAGCUCCAUGGUGCCGAUGCCAAUCCCUCCUCAAAACUCUCUGCUCCAACAAACUCCACCCACUUCUGGGUACCAGUCACCAGACAUGAAGGCCUGGCAGCAAGGAACAAUGGGAAACAACAAUGUGUUCAGUCAAGCCGUCCAGAGCCAGCCUGCCCCUGCACAGCCAGGAGUGUACAACAACAUGAGCAUCACCGUGUCCAUGGCAGGUGGAAACGCAAACGUUCAGAACAUGAAUCCAAUGAUGGGCCAGAUGCAAAUGAGCUCUCUGCAGAUGCCAGGGAUGAACACUGUGUGCUCUGAGCAGAUGAAUGAUCCAGCACUGAGACACACAGGCCUCUACUGCAACCAGCUCUCAUCCACUGACCUUCUCAAAACCGAAGCAGAUGGAAACCAGCAGGUGCAGCAGCUUCAGGUGUUUGCUGACGUCCAGUGUACAGUGAACCUGGUAGGCGGGGACCCUUACCUGAACCAGCCUGGUCCACUGGGAACUCAAAAACCCACGUCAGGACCACAGACCCCCCAGGCCCAGCAGAAGAGCCUCCUUCAGCAGCUACUGACUGAAUAACCACUUUUAAAGGAAUGUGAAAUUUAAAUAAUAGACAUGCAGAGUUAUACAAAUAUAUUAUAUAUUUUUCUGAGAUUUUUGAUAUCUCAAUCUGCAGCCAUUCUUCAGGUCGUAGCAUUUGGAGCAAAAAAAAAAAAAAAAAAAAAAAAAGAAAAAAGUUCACUUUUGUUGGGAGAUUGAGAGGUGGUGUUUUUGUUUCCUUCUUUGUAAAGGCCUUGGAUAUUGAAAAGAAUAACAAGGCAGAACAGUUGGACAAUCUUAUUUCUUGAGCCAAAAGUUAAUUAUUCUUAUUUUUAUAAUCAGUCAUUGGCUUCUUAUCUGGAUAAAGGCUUUUGGAGGGAAACCAAAAUAACGAGUUCGGAGGGGAGGACGAAGCCCCGCCUCACUGGCUCAGCCCUGUCCCUGCCCCGGAAGAAGAGCCUUGGGGCUCCACCUGUCUGUCCACCAAAGGCUGUCACCUCCUCCCACCACAGCCUCCCCUCCCCUGCCCCAGGCAGCUUGUGCGUACAAUCAGCUUCUUCAAGCAACUCCGCCCGAUCUGUUGGCACCGAGAGAUUAUUUUGCGUCUACACAUGUACCCUUCUCCUUUUUAUAAAGAUGGAUUUAAACCACGAUGCCUCCAGGAGAGAGGAUGAAAUGGGUGUGUUCACCACGGAAUCCAAAAAUGCAGUUUGGGGGAAAAUGCAAUAAUUUUUGAUAAGAUGGGUGAAGGACAGGAACCGAGUUCUAUCAAUUAUUGUAGAUAGGAUUUUCUGACUAAGUCUGCGGGGAAGGCAGCCUGUUCUUUCUGCUUUUACUCUGUUAACAGCAAGGUAGCUAAAGUUAUUUAAAAUAAAAUGAAGUUUAUGAUCCGAGUAGCUUUUUUUCCCUUAAAUCUCACUGUAAAUAUAUUUUGAUUUCUUGUAGAAAUUGAUUUUGUUCUGUUUAAUUUUAUGCUUUUUUUCAUCCUCUUGGUUUUUCUAAAUUUGUGUGUGAAAUAUAAUGUUGAUUGAACUGCAAUUACAUUUGGCUGGUAAUUUCGUUAUCCCAGUAACUGUGAAGCCAUGUAUGGAUUUACUUUGGGUCUCAUCAAAGUGGCACCGCUGGAAAGAGCAAUUCUAGCUGAGCUGAUCAAAGUACACAGGCCGCUUGUAUGAAGGGAAGUCAGCGCUCAAAGAAAAUCUCCUCUUUUUGUCUCAGAAUAACUUUGGGAAUUUGAAUUUCCAUCAGUGCAAAUGUGUUUCUCUGUUCUGCUCCAAGGCCCUCGUCUUGUUACUCUGCCACAUCCCGGCUCACCCUGGCCCCCCAAGAAAGGAGCCAGCAAACUGACUCUAGUGCUAGCAGUUCUGCUACAGGCUGGGAGAGCUUGAGCAAGCAUGGCCAGAGAGGCCAAGGGAGACCUCCCGUGCUAACCUUGCCCGACACCUGGCCUGUGGGCGACAACACUGACCUUCUGCACCAGCUACCUCUGCUCGCACGGCAGAGAAAAGGCCAUAAGAACCAAUGCAGAUGAGGAGCAUGGACUCAAGACUUCAAGGAAGAAGCCAUUUCCCCAGGUCCUUCCUUCUGCAUCUCACCGCCCCUGGUACAAACAACUCCAUAAGAACAGCAUCUACUCAGAAACUACAGGACUUUGAAACUGGUGGAAGGGCUCAUGUGGUAGCAGCUAUGAAACAGAAAUAGGACCCUCAGUUACAGACAUUCUCUUUUUUAGUUUUCCAGAAAGUGCAUCCCUGAUCUCAUCCAUUUCCAGCUUGAAAGCCCAGCCAUGUUACUCUAGUUCCUACCAAACUGCUCUAAGAGGUCGUUUCCAUUUUGUUUGUGAUAAUAAACGUGCAGACUUCAGGAAGUCCACCUUUAAUUCAGCAUUCCAGAUGGAGUUUCCUGACUCCGCGCUUGUGCGUAAGGACCUAGAAAAGAACAGCAGGAAGGAAAGUUGGAGAUGCUAAUGUCCUCCCCCAUCCCCACUGCACCUUAAAGUAUGCAUGUCACCUUCAAGGUUUUAUAAUUGCACUGUUUGUUUUAUGUAUGUACAGAUUAAAAUUAUUGCUACAUUUGAGGAAAAUAAAAUUGCUUGCUUCUAUGUAAUUCCUGUCAUUCCACAGGAAAUUGACUUUUCCAGCUACUGAAUAGAAUUUGUUUAACAACCUCA